ACCACCGUGCAGUUCUUUAUGACCAUCAAGAUGAGAUCCAUCUUCACUAUAACUCUUAUUUGGGGGCUCUUCUGCAGAGGGCAUGCUCUCAUUUGCAACCAGUGCAUUCCUGUUACCUAUCCAUGGCAGUGCACAAAUACAGAAUCAGCAUGUGGCACGGGAUCAUGUGGCAGUAUGACUGUUACCACUUACAAUUCUUGGAUCAGAGUACUAAGCAUGAAUUUUAAGACCUGCUUGCCACCUGAGCAGUGCAUCACCGGGACAUUGAACUUUGGUUUUGGUACUACUGCAACAGUAAGCACGGCAUGCUGUAAGACAGACCUCUGCAAUUCUCAGGACACUCCAGAACUAAAUACAAAUACCACUCUCAACGGGAGGAAGUGUUUCACCUGUCACCUGGGACAUGACUGUAAACAGUCUAUAUCCUGUCAGGGAAAUGAGGACCGCUGCAUGAAAACAGCAAUUGACGUGUAUGGAGAGAUGAUCACUGCAAAAGGAUGUGCAUCAAGUAGCCUUUGCAGAGCUAACUUGUCUGCACAGUUGGGUUCCAUGUCUGAGAACUUGAACUGCUGUGAGGGAGACCUGUGCAACGGUGCCAAGCAUGUGGGAGGAGGAGUCCUGCUCCUGUUGGGGUCUGUCGUCUCCGUCCUGGUCUUCCACUGAAGUCCCUCACAGGAUCUCCGAGUCCCAGCUACACCUGUCCUUCCCUGCCUGGUCAUGGAGGCUGGCAUUGGCAGUAGGCCUAUAUCAAUUAUAAUACUUUGCGUGGAUUAAUUAACAUUUGCAUGAUAAGUAGGGCCUAUCUGAAGUGAGGAUUUAUUGCUGUUUGUGAAAAUAAAUGAUAAUUGUUUCAUAUGCUUUUUUGAAAACUAUCAAAACAUGUCAUGA
Engraulis encrasicolus (European anchovy) is the source of this 888-nucleotide messenger RNA. RefSeq names its product phospholipase A2 inhibitor gamma subunit B-like. Bases 19 to 663 code for a protein of 214 amino acids. Lineage: Eukaryota; Metazoa; Chordata; Actinopteri; Clupeiformes; Engraulidae. The transcript is spliced from 5 exons. The record is from RefSeq and is a predicted model, not a curated record.